Messenger RNA from Erpetoichthys calabaricus (reedfish), 2776 nucleotides. RefSeq names its product prosaposin (gene psap). The record is from RefSeq and is a predicted model, not a curated record. The coding region runs from base 111 to 1673 and encodes 520 amino acids. NCBI's taxonomy places the organism in Eukaryota, Metazoa, Chordata, Cladistia, Polypteriformes, Polypteridae. The transcript has 14 exons. Gene Ontology annotation, biological process: sphingolipid metabolic process. Gene Ontology annotation, cellular component: lysosome.
AUCACGUGACAGCUACAGUGAAAUAGUCAGCUGAAAGCCGCUCUGCAUUGCAGCUGCGUUUCUUCAAAGACGAAAACAAAGUCGUUGCUGCGAUCGUCAAGGAUUCAGCUAUGCUUCUGUUCAUUUUGUUACUUGUUUCAACAGCUACAGCUUCUCCUUUGCUUGGGAAAGAGCAGUGUACGAAGGGCUCCACUUACUGGUGUCAGAAUGUAAAGACUGCUUCCCAGUGUGGUGCAGUAAGCCACUGUCAGGAGAAUGUCUGGAACCAACCUACUGCGAAAAAUGUACCUUGUGACCUUUGCAAAGAAGUUCUGACAGUUAUUGGCAAUCUGCUUAAGAACAAUUCUACUGAGCCAGAAAUAAUGGACUACCUUGAAAAAGCUUGUCAGCUUAUUCCAGAUAAGACUUUGUCAUCGGAGUGUAAGGAGAUGGUGGACGAUUACUUUCCAGUUGUUUUUGGCAUCAUCACUGGUGAACUGGACGAUCCAAAUGUAGCAUGUGGUGCCCUUGGUCUGUGCCAUUCUAUGCAGAAAGAGAUGGCUGAAGUACAAAAGAUCCUUUCCAAUGAGAUCCCAGAUGCUGACCUUUCUGAAAUUGUGUCCCCAUUCAUUGCAAAUGUUCCCCUUCUUCUCUACCCACAAGAACAACCUAAGGCGAUUCCUGAAAAGGGUAAUGGAGAUAUAUGCCAGGACUGUGUUGUGUUUAUCACUGAUGCACAGGCUGCUGCCAAGGCCAACUCAACUUUUAUAAAAGAUUAUAUUAACCGGCUUGAAAAAGAAUGUGAACUGCUUGGACCUGGGCUCAGUGAUAUGUGUAAGGAAUAUGUUUCUCAGUAUGGGCCACUGAUUUUUCAGCAGCUGAUGUCCAUGACUCCUGAACAAAUCUGUACCCAAGCUGGGUUUUGCUCUGCUGAAAAUGGUGUUCCCAUGGAAACCCUUGUUGCUGCGAAGAUGAUUCCAGCUCUUGAAAUUGUGAAACCCACAAAAAUUGAAAAACCUGCUCCGAAGCUGGUAAGAGUGCGGGAUUCUCCACAGUGUGUCAUGUGCGAGUUUGUCAUGAAGGAGAUUGAAAGCCUUAUUCAGAAGGAAGCUUCUGAGGAGUCUCUAAUCCAGGCUGUGGAGAAGGUGUGCUCUAUCUUGCCUUCCACGUUGACUGCUCAAUGUCAAGAUUUCAUUGAGGCCUAUGGAAAAGCAAUCAUUGAAAUACUUCUGCAGGAAGUUGAUCCCAAAUCUGUGUGCACUAUUUUAGGAUUGUGUAAACAAGCCAAACGCCUCUACAUCCCGGUGAUGAACCAAGAAAGUUUCAAAGCUGGUGAUUAUUGUCAAGUGUGCAAGAUGGCAAUUUCCUAUGUUGAUAAGCUCCUGGAACAGAAUUCUACUGAGGCUGAAAUAGAGGCAGCUGUGGAGAAGAUGUGCAACUUCCUUCCUGAUGCAGCGAGGCAGCAGUGUGACCAGAUGGUGGAAGAGUAUGAACCAAUGAUUGUUCAGCUUCUCCUACAAAUGAUGGAUCCUGACUUUGUGUGCACAAAACUUGGGGCUUGUAUUUCUGCAAAGAAGUAUCCAAUUCUGGGAGUAGAGGAGUGCACCUGGGGACCUGCUUUCUGGUGCAAAAAUAUGGAUACUGCGUCCCGUUGCAAUGCUGUUGAACAUUGCAAGCGCCAUGUGUGGAACUAAUCACGUCAUGCAUUAGACAGAAUUGUAGAUCUGCUUUGUAAUUUUUUUUUUUUUUUUUUUUUUUUUUUAAAGAAAUCAGAUUUGUUUUAGUCUGUUGUGGCAGUGGCUUAGGAUGGAAAAUCUGGAAAUGGUGAAGUGGCAUUUUUGUCUCAUUUUUCCCCCUGCUGUUGUUUUGGAGGAAUCCUGUUAAUUUAAAUGACUUUCAGUAGAGAGCAGUGGGUACAAGGAUUUUUUUUUUUUUUUUGUUUGUUUUUUGUUUAAAUAAAUCCUUUAUGAUAGCUAAAACAUUUCUGAGCUAUCAAAUGUUUCGGCUAACCAAUAACAUGUGCAACUUGCAUUUAUUUGCUGCCUGUAUGCGUCUGUAGGGAAUGAAAGGAAAGCUCUACAAAGAACUCCAACUCCGCGCCUGUACAUUUUUUUUCUCAUUUUGAAAUUUCUCUUGAAUACUGACGUGUAGUAUAAACUGGACUCAUCCACUCUUAUCCUCUACUAGGACUAGUGCCACUUUACUGUAGGAUAUUAAAUUUCUAUAUUUAAAUUCUUUUACAGCAGCAGGGAAAAUGUAUUUAAAUUUUUAUAAUUCUGUUUCAUUUUGAGUAGAUUACCUUGUGAAGAUGUAACUUACUUUUUUUUUUGUGUGUGGUGAAGAGGGGUAUGAGGAUAAACACUUAAAGUAUUGCUGGUUAUGAGUUUUUGUAAAACACACACAAAAAAAAUUUUGGUGUUUUUUGUUUCCUCUCUUUAUCCUCUUUAAAUGAAUAGCCAGUCUUUAAUUUUAGUUGAACUAUAAAGCUGGCUGUUGCUCUUGCAUCAUAGGAUCACGCAGGGUGGUUGCCUCAUCAUGUAAUGAAGUGCAAAAGCAAAUCUUUUUUGGCAAAAUGUUAAUUAGCUUUUUAUCAGGUUGGAUGUUUUAAUAAUUUAGCUAACAGAUUAUUUGCAUAUUUUUGUGUACAAAAUGACCUGCUAUUCUAGUUCAUGCUGGCAGUUUUUAACAAUCUGGAAUUCCUAGCAAAGGGAAUUAUUUCAUUCUCUUUAAAGUUGCUUUUGAUUAACUGUUGACAAAUCUUGAAACUGAAACUUAAAUAAAACUUCAGUAUAAUAAC